AUGACGACGUUAUUAUGUUCCUCCUCUUCUGCAGUUCUGAUCAUCAAAACCCUAGGGUUGCUGCACCGCUGCCCUGCUGCCCUGCUGCACCGCUGCCCUGCUGCCCUGCUGCACCGCUGCCCUGCUUCCCUGCUGCACCGCUGCCCUGCUGCCCUGCUGCCCUGCUGCCCUGCUGCCCUGCUGCACCGCUGCCCUGCUGCCCUGCUGCACCGCUGCCCUGCUGCACCGCUGCACCGCUGCACCGCUGCCCUGCUGCACCGCUGCCCUGCUGCCCUGCUGCCCCGCUGCCCUGCUGCCCUGCUGCCCUGCUGCCCUGUCCUAGACUCACUAUUAACCCAGAACCCUAGCCCUGCUGCCCUGCUGCACCGCUGCCCUGCUGCCCUGCUGCACCGCUGCCCUGCUGCCCUGCUGCCCUGCUGCCCUGCUGCCCUGUCCCAGACUUACUAUUAA
This is a messenger RNA of Salmo salar (Atlantic salmon), 450 nucleotides long. The record is from RefSeq and is a predicted model, not a curated record. NCBI's taxonomy places the organism in Eukaryota, Metazoa, Chordata, Actinopteri, Salmoniformes, Salmonidae.